GUGCGUCUCUGGCGUCUCUGGAGGUGUCUCUGCCGCUGUCUCUGGGUCUCCCUGCCGGAGGCCGAUGCUGGAGCCCAGCGCGCCUUGGGCAGACAUGGCCACCCUCACCGUGGUCCGCCCGCUCAGCCUGGACAGAGAUGUUGCACGAGCAAUUGAGCUACUGGAGAAAUUACAAGCAUCUGGAGAAGUACCUGUACACAAGCUGGAAUCCCUCAAAAAAGUACUGCAGAGUGAGUUUUGUACUGCUAUCCGAGAGGUGUAUCAAUAUAUGCAUGAAACCAUUGCAGUUAAUGGCUGUCCCGAAUUCCAUGCCAGGGCCACUGCAAAGGCAACGGUGGCGGCCUUUGCAGCCAGCGAAGGUCACUCCCACCCUAGGGUGGUGGAACUGCCGAAGACGGACGAAGGCCUCGGCUUCAACGUGAUGGGAGGAAAGGAACAGAACUCCCCAAUUUACAUUUCUCGCAUCAUCCCGGGAGGAGUGGCGGAAAGACACGGCGGCCUGAAGAGAGGGGACCAGCUGCUUUCGGUUAAUGGUGUGAGUGUGGAAGGAGAGCAUCAUGAGAAGGCAGUGGAACUGCUUAAGGCUGCUAAGGAAAGUGUCAAGUUGGUUGUGCGUUACACGCCCAAAGUCCUGGAAGAAAUGGAGGCUCGUUUUGAAAAACUACGGACAGCUCGACGCCGCCAGCAGCAGCAACUCUUAAUUCAGCAACAGCAGCAACAGCAGCAACAGACACAGCAAAAUCACAUGUCAUAGAUUGUUGAAAAUGCUAAUAGCUCAAGAAUUAAGCAAUCAGAGCCAUGCUUCAGUAAUUCCACCAUCAAGGAAAAGGAAAAUCCUGUAAUUGUACGGAUCAAGAAACUUUGAACAAGUGGAAUAAUUAUUAUUUGGCAAGGCAACUGCAUACCUAAUUUUCUGGUUCUAAUACCUUCCUGCUUAUGUAAUCUUUACACAGAUGGAGCUUCCAUUCGAUACAGUGGAAAUUUCUGCUGUGUAAGGAUUUUUUUAAUAUGCUGCAGUUGCAGUCUGAAGAGUUUAAACACCAUGAAAACCCAUGGCUUCUGAAAAAAAAAAAGAGUAUUCAGAGAAUGGAUGGAGUAAAUCUCUGAUCUAAGGUAUUUCCAGAGAUUAACAAGUGAUUAGUCUGUACAUCAAACUGCAUCAGUUCAAGGUUUUUGCCACUAAACACAAAUCAAAGCAGCUCACUUGAUAACACCCCUGUAAGUGUAUAUGUGUAUACACUUACAUAUAUAUAUGGUAAGUGUAUAUAUAUAUAUAUUGCAGAGUUGAUUCAAUUGGACUUCCAGUUUGUAAUAAAUCCAAUUUUUUUCUGAAAAUAGCAAGUUACUAGUAUAAUAUAUUUAUACUGUAUUCAGGUUGUAGAAGCAAUUGGCUUUUUACUCUUGGUGUUUCCAUAAACUUUAUUAUGCAUCAAUAGGGUGGGGCAAUUUUAGGUCAACGUUUAUUUUGUUAGCAGCAAGGAUAGAGAACUCUAGUACUGUAUUUUUGAAUUUAGGCAUUGCAGGUAUCUAUUAUUCUAAAAUUUAAAUGAAUAUAAUGUAUAUUUAUUCCAUAAAAUAUAUAUUGUCAGAAUGUAUUUGUUACAGAAAUAGAUCCUUUUCUCACUAUAAAAUUAUGUCUAGUAAGACACUUAGCAAAAGACCUCACUUUGUUGAACAGGUAUCCAUGUGAUAGGUAUAAUGCAGCUUUCUGUAUUUUUUUUAAAGUUUUAUAUUUUAUGGUUGAUAAAAUUUGACAAAAUGUAAAGUGUUUCUAUCUACACUGUUAUGCUGUCAUGAAGAUCUGUUUGAUAUUGAAGGAUAGGGGUUACUGGAAUCAAUUAGAUAACAUAUAGUACAUACAAUUAUAUAUGUAGCUACCUAAAUAAAUAAUAUGGAAUAUAUUAA
Ornithorhynchus anatinus (platypus) is the source of this 1905-nucleotide messenger RNA. It is a transcript of the gene LIN7A, whose product is annotated as lin-7 homolog A, crumbs cell polarity complex component. Gene Ontology annotation, biological process: maintenance of epithelial cell apical/basal polarity; protein localization to basolateral plasma membrane; neurotransmitter secretion. The transcript is spliced from 6 exons. Gene Ontology annotation, molecular function: L27 domain binding. The coding region runs from base 65 to 754 and encodes 229 amino acids. Lineage: Eukaryota; Metazoa; Chordata; Mammalia; Monotremata; Ornithorhynchidae. Gene Ontology annotation, cellular component: cell-cell junction; basolateral plasma membrane; synapse. The record is from RefSeq and is a predicted model, not a curated record.